AGCAAAGAAAAAAGAAAAUAGAAACCAUUUCUCUUCCUUGGUACUGUUCUCUGCUUCAGGAGCCAACGCCGGAGAAUCAUCGGGGGGAAGAACCUCAGUCAAGUUUGUGGUUUUAAACUUUGAUUUCUGCGGCAACUAAACUACUUAGAACAAUCGGAUCAAUGGCGGAAACUAGUUCCCCCAAUUCUUCUGCCGAUGACCUCAAGAAACAUGUAAUGGAUGUUUUCAAGGAAGCCACCAAAGACUGUGAGGACGAGUCCUUGAAAAGAAUAUUUGGCACCAUUGGGAGGAGCUACGAUUCCCUUAACGAUUUUUCGAUUGAGUUGUUCAAUUCUAUGGCAGAUACCGGCAUCAUUGACAGAGCCAGAGAGAUGUUUAAGCCCGUCUCUAACUUGGGCAUUCUGUCUCCAGUGGCUGUCUUCACCAUUGUGAUUCUGAUGUACGCCGGUAGUCGCAAGGCCAACAGUGCUCUCAAGGUCUACCAGCACAUGAUAGCCACUGGUGUCAACCCUGCCUGCUACACUUACGUCCAACUCAUCUGUGUACUUGCAACAGAUUUUUCCAAUGUAAAGUUCCUUAGGUAUGCAAAGAAGUAUUUUCUUGAAAUGUUGGAUAAGGGGAUGAAGCCCAAUCCUACACCCUUCUGGAACAUUAUGAAGGCCAUUGCCUACCGAGAGCCAGUGGAGAAGGCCAAGGAGUUUCUUGAGCAGAUAAAGGCCAAGGGGUUCAUGCCUCCCGACAGUGGUUUUCACUACAAAGAAGCCUACCUCGCCGAAGGAAUGCAAACACUGAAGAUGUAUGCUAAUCUUGUCCACAAUGAGACCAUCGACAAGGAUGUUAGAAAGUACUUCUACGUGUUGCGCGCCUGCCCUGGCCAUGCUGAAAAACUGGCGAGCAAGAUGUACAGUGCUUUGGUAGAUGAUGGAAAUGUAGAUGAGGCCACAGAGUUCUUUAACGAAGUUGAGGAGACGGGUAUAGAGCCCAUGGUCCUAAUCCACACCGCUGUUAUUGAAGCCUAUCUCUCGUUUGGCAAGACCAAGGGUGCUCUGGAGGCAUACCUGGCCAUGUUAGCUGCUGGGGUUGCCCCCAACUCCUACACUUACACCGUUUUAAUCAAUGGACUCAGUGCUGACCCCAACUUCUUAGGAGAUGCCAAGAAGUAUUUGCUUGAGAUGAUGGACAAGGGGAAGCGGCCCAAUGCUGCUACAUUCACUGCGGUGAUAGAGGGCUUUGCAAAGCUGGAGGACAAGGCAGCUGAGGAGGAGGGAAAAGAGUUUGUGCAGGUAAUGAUGGAUAAGGGGUUUGUUCCUAAUGCGAAGGCUAUGAUGGGCGUUUUAAAGGGUAGACCAACACCUGUAAUUAGAAGUGCCAUGAGUAUUGUUCUUUCCACCUUGAAGCAGUGAUGCUCUGGUUCAUGGAUGUUAUACCAAUAAGCUUUAGGAUUAGGAGGCUUCAGAUAUGUAGGAGCUAGUGAGAGUAGAAAACUGGAUUUCAGUAUAAAUUUUGUGCUGCUCUGUUGUUGUGAUUGUUGAUAUUCAAGUAUCCUGGUGCUCAUAUGAGUUUAAUGCUACAUUUUUAACUAUGCGGUAGGCGUCGUUGAUUCACAGCACACUUGCUAUUAAUUUUAAUGUUUCUUAUACACUGAUUUUUAGUCUUUUGCAGCAGUUGUUUUUCAUUCCUUUAAUUUUUCAUGCAUGUAGAUAGUGUAUUGAGAAAUCAUAACAAAUGAGAAAUCAGUAUAAAUUUUGUGGGAAUGGGUUUCAAUAUGUUAUUUUUGCUGUUUUCUAUGAUAUCGAAAUAUUUGUAGUUUCUGUUUCUUUUAUUCUGGUUGUCUGCAUGUCUUUUUAUUAUCUUCUUGCUCAGAUGUUAUUAUAUUCUUUUGAUAGGUUGGCAUGAAAAAAAUGCUUCUUCUUUGUUAUAUCCAAAAGCAGGAACAGUUUGAUAUGUUAGUUAUGCUAGACUCAGAGUUUUGAGAUUAAAAAAUAAUAGUAAUAAAUAAAAAAUAAAAAAGAUAACUAUGUGUACCAAAAUAACUUGAGACUUCAAGUUCACAAUAGGACCUCCUGUGAUUAUGAAUUCCCUGCAGUUUAUGUAAUUCUCAGUGUGCUGUUGUGUUCGCUUGAACCUUAACGAUCUCAUAUCCCACUUGUGCAGUUAUUAAGGUUUAAAUGACCUCAUUUAAUCACUGCCAUUUCCUUUUGAGUAGAAAGGAGUAGCAAUCCGAAGUAAAGAUGUUUAUUUAAGUUUGAUAGGGUUGUUGUCAUCUCCAUUAGAUACUGGUCAUAGUUUUGCUUCCUUCCAAAUCAGAAAGAAAGGUGCACUGCUUUUGCUUAUGAGGUAACAUUCAUUCAUUAUCUUUUGAUCUUAUUUGACCGUUAGGAAUUUAGGAAAGUUUUGCACAAUUCAGUUUCAUGAUAUAGUAGUCCCUCAUUAUUUGGUUAUCAAGUCAAUAAUAAAUGCUGCUUUUCUUAAUAGUUUCAAGUUACUUGCAUCAAAUUAGACUUCAGGCACAUAAAAGUUUCUUCAUCCAUUAUGGUUUUGAAUUUAACAUAAGUUUGCCUGGAAUUUAUCUCUGCUUGAGCCCUCAAACGCUCACUUGAAGCACUAGUUAGUUUCUAGAAUUUUGAUGCCUAACAAAGUCGUAAUAGCCCUAAUAAAGAGAAGUUUAUCAACACUUUUGAGUUGAAUUCCAAGUAUGAAUAUUCUGUUUGUCAAAUGUGCUAGGGUUCAAUAUCUUGCAAGAAGAUUUGUCUUUGAUGUAAUUCAGUUUGAUCCUAGUUUUUUUGACUGUAUGGUAGCUUCACAGAACACUUGUAAUUAGUUUUAAUAUUGCUUACAGAGUUAGAGUCGACUGAUUUUGACAAGUAUUUUUUUAUUCCUUGAAUUUGUCAUGCAUGUAUAUUAGGCAAGGUACAUACAGCAGUGUAUUGAGAAAUCCAAACUCAUGAAGUUGAAACUGGGAAUGUUCUUGCACUCGAGAGAUUUUGAGAAACAAAAGUAUUGUAUUUGAUAGUUAGGUGUGUGAGAGAUGUCAUUCCCACACUAAAUGCACAGAAUUAUGAUAAGUGGACUGAAGCAUUGGCACAAAUUAUACAGCUGUUGUAGUACAAGGCUUUCUGUAGAAAUCUGAAAUUUUACCAGUCUCGUUUUGUUUGAGUAAACCUGAGCUGCUAACGAUCUUUGAACUUCUAAAAGAUGUUUUGACAUGAAUACUAGUCUAAUCCAGAAGCUGAGAAGCAGCGGCUAAAUGAAUGAUAUCUCUACAUUUCAAGUUUUUCUCUCCCUCAUAUACUCUCAAGGAUGACUGCGUAAAUAGAUAAUGAUGCAGCAUCUUGUUGUGCAGAACAUUAAAAUUUUCUCCAUUGCUUGUGCUCAAAUUCUUUGUACAUCAAAAACUUUAUUUUGACAAGUUUAGUUGAGAUUUCUCCAACAUCAUUAGAUAUCUGGUGGCAGACUGGCAAGUAAACAUGGAUUCAUUUGCCCUUCAUAGAAAGUUGCAGUUUUACAUGCUACGGAGAUGUAAAUGACCAUUUAAUUUCCAGCUAGAUUUUUCAUGUCUAUCUCACCUCGAUAAUAAUAUUACUUUAUA
Messenger RNA from Rosa rugosa (rugosa rose), 3589 nucleotides. Its product is annotated as putative pentatricopeptide repeat-containing protein At1g12700, mitochondrial. Gene Ontology annotation, molecular function: protein binding. The transcript is spliced from 2 exons. Lineage: Eukaryota; Viridiplantae; Streptophyta; Magnoliopsida; Rosales; Rosaceae. The record is from RefSeq and is a predicted model, not a curated record. The coding region runs from base 162 to 1403 and encodes 413 amino acids.